Molecule: messenger RNA, 4813 nt
Organism: Tachyglossus aculeatus (Australian echidna)
Lineage: Eukaryota; Metazoa; Chordata; Mammalia; Monotremata; Tachyglossidae
Gene: IP6K1
Product: inositol hexakisphosphate kinase 1
Exons: 9
Coding region: 645-1964 (439 amino acids)
Biological process (GO): phosphatidylinositol phosphate biosynthetic process; inositol phosphate biosynthetic process
Cellular component (GO): cytoplasm; nucleus
Molecular function (GO): inositol hexakisphosphate kinase activity
Source: RefSeq, a predicted model, not a curated record
AGCCGGAGCGGCCGGGCCGGGGUGGCUGCUGCUGCCGGGGCUGAGCCACCAGCACCGCCUCCCGGUCGGGUGGCCCAAGCUGAAGAGCCCCGGGGCCCUCCUGGGGAGCCGCAGGCUCCGCCGGCCAAGCGGCGAUCGUGAGAGACUAAACAAGGCCCACGUGAACCCACAAAAGCAUUUCACCGCAGAUGCUGCUCAGCGCCAGCAGACCCUACCUCGUUUGAUGAAAACCAUGCAGAGGUUACUGUCUUACCCCAAGCCCAUCAGCCCGACCACAGAGGAUUCAGCUAAAGAAAGAUUCUGUCUCUACCAUUACCAGUUGCUCCAAGGCAGCCAGGUAAAUCGAUAGUAAGCUACUUUGAGACACUCCCUCCAUCUCCUGGACUUAUCAAAAUGCUGCCAUGGACGAGGCUACAUCUGGGCCUUCUCUAAUUCUUCCUAAUCAGAAAUUGGCUCGUCCAUCAAAGCUUCUCCUGGCCGAAUAUACCUAAAUUUGGGUCCAGACCUUCACUUUCAUCUUCCAAUGAAAAGGAGACAAAUUCAAGCAAGCACUCAGCUUUGGCUUUCUGCUAGCCCAGAUCCUCCUAUCUGGUGGCCCAUGCACUGCUCCCUCGGCCCCCAGCGUGUGACAGGCCCCCAACGCGAUGUGUGUUUGUCAAACCAUGGAAGUGGGGAAGUAUGGCAAGAACGCAAGUCGAGCUGGAGACCGGGGAGUCCUCCUAGAGCCCUUCAUCCACCAAGUGGGCGGCCACAGCAGCAUGAUGCGCUACGACGACCACACCGUCUGCAAGCCCCUCAUCUCCCGAGAACAGCGCUUCUAUGAGUCUCUUCCCCCGGAAAUGAAGGAAUUCACGCCUGAAUACAAAGGUGUGGUGUCCGUCUGUUUUGAGGGGGAUAGCGAUGGCUACAUCAACCUCGUGGCUUACCCUUAUGUGGAGAGCGAAGUUGUGGAGCCGGAAGACGUGCCAGAGAGAGAGCAGCCGCGGCGCAAGCACUCACGCAGAAGCUUUCACCGGUCAGGCAGCGGCAGCGAGCAUAAGGAGGAACGGGCAGGGCUGGCCCCAGAGAACACAGAGAGCCCUCAGGAGGUGAAGAGCCCCCAGGUGGAGCUGCACAUCCAUUCAGAUGUUCCUUUCCAGAUGCUGGAUGGGAAUAGUGGCCUGAGCUCAGAGAAGAUCACCUAUAAUCCCUGGAGUCUACGCUGUCACAAGCAACAGUUGAGCCGUAUGCGCUCAGAAUCCAAGGACCGGAAACUCUACAAGUUCCUCUUGCUGGAGAACGUGGUGCACCAUUUCAAGUUUCCCUGUGUGCUGGACCUGAAGAUGGGCACCAGGCAGCAUGGGGAUGAUGCCUCAGAAGAGAAAGCAGCCAGACAGAUGAAAAAGUGUGAGCAGAGCACUUCUGCCACGCUGGGGGUCCGAGUCUGUGGAAUGCAGGUUUUCCAGCUGGACACGGGGCAUUACUUAUGUCGGAACAAGUACUAUGGCCGUGGGCUUUCAAUCGAAGGCUUCCGCAGCGCCCUGUACCAGUAUCUCCACAAUGGCCUGGCCCUGCGAAGAGACCUCUUUGGGCCCAUCCUGAGCAAACUGCGGGGUCUGAAGGCCGUGCUGGAGAGGCAGGCCUCUUACCGCUUUUACUCCAGCUCCCUCCUCAUCAUUUACGAUGGCAAGGAGCCCUGGGUGGAGAAGUACCUGGAUCGUCGGGCAGAGACGCGCCUGAAGCGAGCAGACUGUUCGGCCCUGGACCUCACGCUCCCCGACAUACUGCCAGGCAGUACGGGCACCAACGCCAGCCCUGAGGCGGUCCUGCCCAAGGUGGAUGUCCGCAUGAUUGACUUUGCACAUAGCACGUUCAAGGGUUUUCGGGAUGACCCCACCGUGCACGACGGCCCCGAUAUGGGCUACGUGUUCGGCCUAGAAAGCCUCAUCAAUAUCAUGGAGCAGAUGCAGGAAGAAAACCAGUAGUGCCCUACUGGGCAGCCCUUGCCCCACCAUCCCUAGAGCCCUUUCCUCUCCACUCACAGGCAGGGACCACCCACUCUGAAUCACCACAGAGGACAAAGACUUUUGGGGAUUUAGAGAGUUGGGUUUCUCUUGGGUGUAAUCUACGAGGAAAUGCUUUUUAGUAGUAGUCUGGAAUACCUGUACAGUAUAGAAAAGUAGGAAAGAGAGAGUGAUUGAGAGAGAGAUUGAGGUAGGGGGGUGGGGGGGAGAGAUGCAGAGAGAUGCAGAGAGAUGCUUUCGGCUAUCCAUCAUGUGGCUUUGACUGUUCUGCCCAGGUUGACAUGGGAAGUAGAGCCACAAGUCCCACAUCAGCGGCCCGCUCUGUCUGGGAAGCACGUGAGCAACUCUCUGUACUAGGUCUGCAUUCUGAUGGGAAGCCUAGCUCUACCAAUUCUAAAUCUUGGCUUCCUGCUAAAACCCUGGUUUCGCUUUUCUCUGGUUUAGCACAGCAUGGGGCUGAAGGAGCAGAAUUGCGGGGGAAGGGGGAAGGGGGCGGAGCACGCUAAGGGAUAAGUUCCUCGGGCUGCUGGGCUAGGCGUUGAACUCUCCGUCAUCUAUUUCACCGAGAUUCUCUCUCCAUCUGUGACCGAGAGUGGGUGGAGAGGAGAGUGAGAUGCUGGCCCCUUGCCGUUUCCUGCUUUUUCAAAUUCAGCUGCAAGAUGCUGAAUUAGCCCUGGCAAAUUGGGGGAGGUAGGCUUGGAACCCCCAAAGAGCCAUGAUCCAUAAUGGUAAGCAGUUCCCUACUACUGGAGUGGAGGGGGCGGGGGGGUGGUGGUUGUGAGAGAGCGUGUGUGUAUGUGUGCGUGUGCGUGUGAGUGUGCACAAAAGUAACGUUUCAUUUAACUUGCACCUUACACUCCACCUGGAAGCCCACCCAGCAGAUAGAAUGGUGACAUAGGACCCUAUUUUGGCAUUAAAGGGAACCAAACUUUAUUCUGGGGUAAGGGAACGUGUGGAUUUAUUCAUGCAUCAUUCAUAAAGUGUUUUUAGGUUUUCAAGCAGAGACAAAUUCAGGAUCAGAGAGUAAUUUGCCUUCCAGAUGAAUCGAGAUUUGGGCGAUCCCUGAACUGGGUCCCCAGUUUUAGCUAAAGCAUGACGAUGUGCCGCUGAUCUGAUUUAACAGUGUGCAGGACCAGGCUGCUUUAAGGGCCUUGGUUCCUUCAUCACCGUAACCCUCCAGAACUCUGGAGGGAGAUCUCCCCGCACUCUCCUGUCCCGCUCCAGGGGCGGGGAAAAGAGCCAGCUGCUUGUCAAGAGGCCCAGCUGGUCUGGAUCAGCUUCAGGUCCUCCCUGCUUCAUCCCAAUGCCCUCCUAUGGCUUUUUAGAAUAAAAAUGGCUUCUAACAGUGAACAGUGUUACUAACCAACCCUUUGGUGAAGAAAAUACCAGAAAGGUAUGUCUGGGACAGCAACUCCCAGCUGGUUUGUUUUUGUUGCUUUAUCCAGGCAUUUUGCCAGUGGAAGGCAGCAGUGCUCCUGGAUUUUGGGGUCGGGGGACCGUAGCAGCCCCCCCAGCCUUCGCAACACACACACACACACACCCCCCAAUUUCUCCUCAAUAAGAGCUGGGUUCUUUGCUUGGGCUCUACCUGCUCAUUUUGGGUUUCUCCUAGGGCUCUGUUGGAGUCAACUGAGCCUAGGAAGAGAUGGGGACAGUAAUGGCCAUGGCUUGUUUCUGGUGCUUCCCCUCUGAUAGCCCAGAAGGCCAGGUGGUCUGUGACGGGAGUCGGGGGUUGUGACGCAGUCUUCCACUAGAGUCUCCUCAGAUCUGGGGGUGUCGUCUCAGUAGGUCAAAAGAGGAUGAUUUCUGGGUAAGUUUGGUGGGGAGAGCGGGUACAGUCUCAGGUAAAAACCAGAAAUGGUGUGUGGAGCUGUUAACGAGUUGAAGCCAAACUCUGGUUGAUUGCUGCAGAAAUCCGGGCCCCUGCCAUCAGCUAGAGCACGGUGCCCAGUCCUUUCUGCCUCACAUCCCCAGGGGAGGAAGGAGCGAGCGAGCGAGGAAGUGUUCAUCCGAAGAGGUCUGGAGAGUAGAUCUUGGUCGGGGGAGAAGUCUGUGGGGUGACAGCCUCAUUUUGAUCCCGGGGCGCUCCUCGCUCCCUCCCUCCCUCCCUCCACCCGACCCUGCGGCAGAAUGGGGAGGAGAGGGAAAUGCGCUCAUUGCUUCUGCAGCUCUGCAGGGCGCUGAAGGAUAGGGUGCUAAAGGAUAGAGUCUCUCCUCGCCUAGGGACCAAGUCCUGCCGAGAAGCAGUUCUCCCGCAUAAUCCGAUCCCCACAGAGGACCAAACGGAGCAGAAAGAAUCACGGGCUGGCAAAGUGGUCAGCGGCGCUUGGUUGAAGUAGACAGACUUACUUCUAGGGGGCCAAUCGGUAUGCAAUAUCCCCUCGUGGAGAGGAGGCCAGGGGGCAACCUCGAAAUUAUACAGGGGCUUGCGAGGGGGUCAAAGCCCAGCUCCCAGCUCCUGGGUUUUUUGGACCUUGGCGGGUCCCAGGGUGCAAUACUGUCUUGGACUGGGCCCGUUGCCGGCCGAGACGUGGACUUGGUCUGCAAAGGCAGCACCUCUUUUUAAAUGGGGAUGAUGAAUGCAAGGAUGGGGGGGAGGGGGAAAAGGAGGGGCACGGCCCGCUGGGGCUCUGGGCCACAGAGACUUCCUCCACUACCUAUACUGUUGCAUGAUUAUCUCAGGAGAAGAAUGCUUUGGACUCCAUAUACAGAGGAAUUUUUUGUUUUGUUUUUUGUUUGUUUUUGCUUUAAUAAGGAAAAUAUAGGAACCCUCUGAGAAGGAACCAGUUCCUUUGAUUUUUUUUUUGGGG